AGCCUCUUUUUGUCAUAUGGUAAAAGCAAAACUGUCUAGUCAGCCGCCCGGUUCGUCAUCAGCGACUUGAUUCCUCGUGUGUUUUUCCCUUGAAAAUUAAAAACAAAAUAGAAAAGUGCUGAAGCACCACCAUCAUCGCAUCAGUGCGCACCGGACAAGUUGUCGGACAAAUACGUUGCGGCAGAUAACGUGAGAAAUUGGGGGACUUCCAGUGACGGAUAUACAGACACGAAAGGUCGGCUACAAAAAUGGCUGAAAGAUUUCUGCCGUGUAGGAUCUUACAGCCGGUGACGUCAUUAGAACGUGGCUAUCUCAAGGACAACCACUUUGACACAGUUUGCGUAAUCGAUGGGACGCAGGUUCCGGUUGAGUUGGAAGCUUGUUUCAGCACACAUAGAGCUGUCGACGAUGCCUUCGAUAGCGAGAUAUGCUGCUUCAAAUCGGACGUCAUCGAUUGCCGGGUGGUUUAUGCUCCUGUCGGGAAGCUAACGGAUUUUGACGACGUUCGUCGUUACGCUGAGGUCGCUGGAAAUGCUUUGAAUCGCGCGAUCAAGGCAGGUGCGAAACAACCAUUGCUGAUUCUUCCAUCUAGCAAGGACUUUUUGGAAGCGGAUUUGGUUGCGGUACUGGGUGCAUUGGCAAAAUUGUACGUCCCAUUGCAACUUCGUGAGGAUGUUCCGGCGAAAAAGCAACGUUUUGCGCAGAUCGGCUUCUUUCACACCGAUGCCAGCAAGUUGGCGAAGAUCAUCAAGGAAGCUAAGGCAUUCGAAAGUGGUAGACACGUUGCGCGAGACAUUGGAGGUGGAGAUCCCGAACGUAUGGCUCCUCCAAGAGUUGACAGCUAUCUGGAUGAGAGUGUUUUAGAUCGAAAUCUGAUCACCAAAACUGUGAUUUCGGAUGAAGCUAUUUUGUUGAAGAACUAUCCAUUGUUCGCCGCUGUUAAUCGCGCUGCUGCGGUUGUUCCUCGGCACCAAGGUCGUUUGAUUUUCUUGGAGUACACAUCCAACAGUCCCCCGAAGAAGACACUGAUUCUGGUGGGGAAGGGCGUUACCUAUGACACAGGUGGCGCUGACAUCAAGGCGGGAGGUGUUAUGGCUGGAAUGAGCCGUGACAAGUGUGGAGCAGCCGCUGUCGCCGGAUUCAUGAAGGUUGUAGAACAAAUGCAACCCCAGGGAGUGCAUGUGAUCGGUGUUUUGUGCAUGGUCCGUAACUCGGUAGGCGAGGAAUGUUACGUGUCCGACGAGAUGAUUACAUCGAGAGCCGGUGUACGGGUACGUGUUGGCAAUACUGAUGCCGAAGGCCGCAUGGCUAUGGCGGACGCGUUGUGUCAUAUGAAGGAACGCAUCAUCGCCGAGAAUAUGCCAGAUGCACAUCUUUUCACGAUCGCCACGCUCACCGGACAUGCCGUCCUGGCGGUUGGCAAUAGUUCAAUUGUUAUGGAUAAUGGCCCGGCCAGGGCUGCCGGACAUGGACUACGGUUGCAGGAACAGGGCGAGAAGAUUGGCGAUCCAUUCGAGAUUUCUAUCCUGCGAAAGGAAGACUUUGAUUUCCAUUGUGGCAAAUGCUACGGAGAAGAUGUUCUCCAAGCCAAUAACCUGCCGUCCAGCCGAACCGUUAGGGGACAUCAGAGUCCCGCUGCGUUCAUGAUACUAUCCACAGGCUUGGAUAAACAUGGGCUCAAGUCAGACCGUCCAAUUAAGUAUUCCCAUCUCGACAUCGCUGGCAGUGCUGGUGAUAUUCCGGACCCACCAACUGGUGCUCCCAUUCUGGCUCUGGCCAGAACUCAUUUGCAUUGAUAACUCUAUACAUCACCAUGUACACAGCGAAAACAGUAGAAAAAUGUGCUUCGCUGUUUUUAUCCGUUUUACAUUGUAAUCAAUGUACUUAUGUAUAACACAAGACAAAGAGGGUUUCACAAUAAAAAAACAUUUUUCAA
Toxorhynchites rutilus septentrionalis is the source of this 1936-nucleotide messenger RNA. RefSeq names its product putative aminopeptidase W07G4.4 (gene Dip-B). Gene Ontology annotation, cellular component: cytoplasm. NCBI's taxonomy places the organism in Eukaryota, Metazoa, Arthropoda, Insecta, Diptera, Culicidae. The record is from RefSeq and is a predicted model, not a curated record. Gene Ontology annotation, biological process: proteolysis. Gene Ontology annotation, molecular function: manganese ion binding; metalloaminopeptidase activity. Bases 249 to 1796 code for a protein of 515 amino acids. The transcript has 4 exons.